UUGCAAACAAACAGUAUCAACAACUCGAACUAGACCGUCCGCGAGCCGUGGUAUUCAUAUAAUUUCUUUAAUAAAAGCAAAUACACAAAGAGAAAUGUUUGUUAAAACUGAAGUUUCAGCUCUAAAAUUACCCCAAUCACCAGAAGAAUUUGUUGGUUCAGACAAUGCUGCGUUUUGCAAGGCUUUUGAAGACCCGCAGCUAUGGGCAACCAUUCCAUUGCUCAAUUAUACGCCACUCCAUAAACUUAAAGAUUAUUCUGUUGUUCGAUUUCGUGGUAUGAUACAAGAUAUGCUUGAUCCGGAAAUCUAUUUGGAAAGCUAUGAAGUUAAGAAGAAGGAGCACUCCAGUGGAUCUGGAGAAAUUCGCAUGCAACCGGGGAAAUAUCGGGAUUGUUUGCUUCUUGGAAAAGACGAGGAAGUCAAUUAUCAUUCUGAAACAAAUGUGCAGGGUGAACGCAGAGUUCUCUUCGUGGUAUCAAUUCCAGGCAUAAACGAUUGGGCUAAAACAUAUGAAGAAAACUGUAAUAAGCGAAAUGUGCCUGAAAUUAUCACUAAUGGGGAGUCUUCGAAUCGAUCUAUUAAAAGACCGGUCGCUGAAGAGGAAAUGGAUACAGAAUGCAUGGAUACCGAAGAAUUAACGCAGUGCUCAAGUAAGGGACAAACAGAUACAAACAAGCGACAAAAAGUAGACCAAAUUGCAAGCGACGGAAAAACAACGCCGGGUUCCGCUUCUUCCGCGUGCCUUGGUGCGGAUUACCUACUUAAUUCUCCAAUACCAGACAGGCCAAGUAAAGCGUGUAUGGUCAAGGUGUAUAGCGAUUUUGACUCGUAUAUCAUAAAUACCAUUGUCGAUGUUGUUGGGUUUUUGUCAGUAGAUCCAUGUUUGGAUGGGACAAAUAUGGACGUCGACUAUGACAAUGUUGGUGAAUUACAAGCUCAAAAUCCACCCCCUUCUCUAAUACCUCGUUUGCAUGCCAUAGCUGUGCACGUAUUACCACAUGCCAAUCCUCUACUGGAUCAACGUUUAGGAAAGUGGGAGGCAGACAGUGCCAGUGUGAUAUCUAUUCAAAAGGAUUUACGCAUGUUGUUGACAUUGUGUCUUUUUAAUGAUGACUUGGCUGCUGACUAUUUGCUAUCACAUCUUAUAUCUACUGUUUAUAGUCGUUGCGAAUUGCAAAGUAUUGGAAAGUUUUCUCUAAACAUUUGCAAUUUACCAAAGGAAUCUGUGGCAGAAUAUACCAAGCAACUGUAUGGAAUAUUAGAACAGAUAUUACCGGCGAGUCAUUAUUUGCCUAUGACAUUGGAUACCAUGAACACAGCAGCUUUUGUUCCAAAAAAAGACUACGAAACAAAUAAGCUGGUGUCAGGCUUGUUGCAAUUAGCACCGCAUACUCACUUGGUGUUAGAUGAAACUCGUAUGCAACAGGGUAAACUAGAAGCAAAUGGUGUUAUGGGCAUUCAGAGCAUAGCCAAUCUAAUAAAUAAUCAACAAAUUAAAUGUAAUUUCCAAUAUUACGAAAUAGACUACAAUGUCGAUAUACCAGUAUUAAUAUUGAGUGAAGGUAGAAGUAUGCUGCCGAGUGACAUUUCAUUGCCCUUGAAAACAGACACUGAAUCCGUUCAGUUAAUGACAGAAACAUUAAAAGCCGCCAAUCAUUAUCUGAGUCAAAAUUCUCGCCUGGAACAAUUUAGACGUUAUCUCACUAAUGCGAAAACUUCCGAUUUUACUAUGAAUCCUGGUGAUACCGAGAUGAUACAAAAUGACUUUGUGGAAAUGCGAAAGACGAAUUCAGUAACAAGUGCUGACGACUUGCAUUCACUUCUUGUCCUGUCACGACUAUUGGCUAUUGCACGUGGCAAAAAUGUUCUCGAUAAAGAAUCUUGGGAAUUGGCAAAAGAAAUGGAGUCCAAGCGUCGCCAACGUCUUUCCGAAUUGCCGAAGUCGAAAUUGAAAACACGGCAACAAUAAUUAUUGUUAUUGCAUUUUAUUUUUUUAUAAUAAAUCGAAUGUAUUUUUAUUUUACAAGAAUUGUAUUUAUUGAGGCAAUGUCGUAUUAUAUUUAAUUAAACCUAGCUCGCGGAUAGGUCUGAAAUUUAUACCAUUGAUCUUGGACUCUUGAUUACAAAUAUGUAAAUUUUACCCGUUGGUCGUAACCGGUUAUCCGGUUUUUUGAACCGAAAGUUCGAGUAAAAGCCGAAAUGUAACCAUUUUUUUAGAACUGAUAUGAGUAUCAAUUGAAAGCUUAAGAAAUUGCCUUUCGAAUGUGUGGAGUUAGGAGCAGAAAACAGUUUGUUUUUUAUAUACAUAUUUGCCAUACAUAUUCCGGUUAACAUAAAAUAAAAAUUAAAAAAAAAAAACUGUCGAUGUUCCUGUCGGAUUUCUUUUAAAUUUGAUGUCCCCACUAAUCCACAAACAAAAAAUUUAAUUUAAGUAGAAAUAAAUCAUAUUUUCAUAGCGAAAUUUUACACAAAGAUGUCUGACAUUAUAUUCGAAGAUAAUCGGCCCAAUUACGGUUGUCGUUACUAUAGUCGUCGUCGACUUUAUGUCGAGUCGCCCUCGCCGUCGCUUCGAUUCAAAAAUGGUAUUAUGGUAAGGCAUAGAAGCGACAUCGACAGUUUAAAAUAAAAGUUGGCAACAAUUAAAAAAAAAAAAAA
Messenger RNA from Musca domestica (house fly), 2655 nucleotides. Its product is annotated as mini-chromosome maintenance complex-binding protein. Lineage: Eukaryota; Metazoa; Arthropoda; Insecta; Diptera; Muscidae. The transcript has 3 exons. Gene Ontology annotation, biological process: DNA-templated DNA replication. Bases 95 to 1969 code for a protein of 624 amino acids. The record is from RefSeq and is a predicted model, not a curated record. Gene Ontology annotation, molecular function: chromatin binding.